Messenger RNA from Acaromyces ingoldii, 1190 nucleotides. Its product is annotated as HSP20-like chaperone. The coding region runs from base 190 to 957 and encodes 255 amino acids. Gene Ontology annotation, biological process: response to hydrogen peroxide; response to heat; protein complex oligomerization. Lineage: Eukaryota; Fungi; Basidiomycota; Exobasidiomycetes; Exobasidiales; Cryptobasidiaceae. The record is from RefSeq and is a predicted model, not a curated record. The transcript has a single exon.
AUGACGGUGGUGGACAAAGCGCACAGCAAUCCAAGGUCGGAGCGGCCAGACGGCGAGACUCUUCCAGCACUUUCUGCGCUGUGCGAGAUGCUGAGCAGUGGUGCUGCGCAAGGGAGAGGGUGGGGGCACCUGUUGAAGGAUAAAAGGCGGACAUGACUGUCCCUUCUCUCGCUCUCUCCUUCCCUACCCAUGCUCACACGCAACACAGUCAGGCAGGUCUCCAAGCACCUCCCAGCGACCAAGCAACUUCUUCGCAACAGCAGCAACAUCCAGCACCUCGCACGAAGCCUCUCCGGCAGCACGGCAUCCAUGUCUCUCUUCCGCAACCACCUUGUCCACCCCUGGGACUUCCUACCCCUGCACCUGGGCAGCGUCCUGCACGACACCGACACUGCGUCGGACUCGUCCAAGGACUUCUUUAGUGCUCUUCGCAAGCCUGACUUCCUCCAUGGCCCCCGCGUCGACAUCGUCGAGGGCGCAGACGGCUUCCACCUCACCGCCGAGCUGCCGGGCGUCAAGAAGGAGGACGUCAACAUCAACGUCGUCGACAAGGAGCGCCGUCUGACCAUUUCCGGCACCAUGCGUUCCGAGUACCACUCGGGCGGCAGCACCGAAGCUGCUCAAGCCACGACUACUACCGACCAGAGCACGGGCAGCAGUAGCAGCAGCAGCGGCAGCAGCAGCAAGAAGGCCGAAGACGGCAAGGCAAAGGCCUCGACUGACGUCGCCACCUCGACGUCGACGUCGACGACGCAGACGGCCGUGGCCCAGCACCGUCCCAUCAUCUCGGAGCGCACCUUUGGCAGCUUCUCGCGCACCUUUGUCCUUCCCGAGUCGGCCGACCUGGACAACAUCAAGGCGCGCUUCCAGGACGGCCUGCUCAAGCUCAACGUGGCCAAGAAGGCCGCCGAAAAGCAGCGUCCCAGGGCCGUGGCCAUCGAGGACGCGAGCGACUGAGAGGGCACUCAGUUCGGAGAAGAGGCUGCUCGAGCCAUCGCCCUCUCCUCACCUCGUCUCACCACGCCACCUUUCACUUCUCCCUCCUCACUCCCCCCUUCCCCCUUCCACCUUCCCCCUUCCACCUUCCCCCUUCCCCCUUUUCGUGCUCAUCGAUAUCACCAUUGUACAUGAACAUCCAUUCUUGACUCGAAUCUAAUCCACAAGUGUGGCCCCGUGCCUGACCCGUCUCA